Molecule: messenger RNA, 7644 nt
Organism: Triplophysa rosa
Lineage: Eukaryota; Metazoa; Chordata; Actinopteri; Cypriniformes; Nemacheilidae
Gene: lg1h4orf54
Product: linkage group 1 C4orf54 homolog
Exons: 3
Coding region: 1-4359 (1452 amino acids)
Source: RefSeq, a predicted model, not a curated record
AUGGAAAUAAUCAAAGAAGAAAGUGUGGACAAGUCUUGUUUUAUUGAAAUAGUCCCUUCGGAUGUACCUCGGGUGAAUAAGAACGACACGGACUGUACCAAAUCACAUGCAAAGCAGAACCUUUAUUCAGAGAGCGCGCCCGGAAAGUUGGAGAAACAAAGCACAGGCAAUGACAAUGACCUGUACACUGAAAUGUAUUUAAGCAGCGAAAGUGAGUCGGACGACGAGGCUACUGUGGUACUUUCAGAUCAUGGCACGCCAGAAGUUCACGAAGACGAGUCUCAUUAUAUUACAACCCAUGAAAUCCAGCUUCUGGAGUUGGACCAUGAAGUGGAUUAUGACUUUGAGACGGGGUCCAGCUGGGAUGUUGAGGAUGAUCAUCAGGUCUACUCGUUUGUCGAUUAUGCUUUUUUUGACUGUGAUGAAACGACAGUGACAAAACAGGCAGACACGAAAAGCCACCAGGGACAUGCCGAUACAAGCGUAGCAGUGAUCAGCAGUCAGCCCGAAAGCAAUCUCUGUGACAGCGACAAAUGCGCCAGCUCAAAGGAAAGCCUGUCAAAACAACAGAACACCACCGGGCAGAUUCACUUAUCUAUCAAAGCCACUUCCCGUGCUAUAAAUGAGCCAAGCAACAUUCCCGGCAAACGUUCUGAAGAUAUAUGUCGCUAUGUUUUGAAAGGAGUGGAUGCCAAAGGCGACAAAGUAUGUGACAACACAAAGUGCUUUAUUGCUGUGCCGGGGCGCUUGCACUUUGGUAGCAAACUGAAAAGUAAAGAUGUAAACGAUUAUUCAAGCGGUGCAUCCAGCGCAGUGAGCGAGCUGGAUGAUGCCGAUAAAGAGGUGCGCAAUCUCACAGCCAGAUCCUUCAAAAGUUUGGCAUACCCUUAUUUCGAUGCAAUUAAUUUCAGUACCUCCAGCGAGUCUUCCGCAUCAGAGCAUGGGCUGGGAAUCAAUAGGUGGUCGACGUUUGUUGACCUGAAGUAUGGAAACGUAAACAUGUCUAACGGACGAGAUCAAAGUUUGCUUGCCCAUAAAGGCUCCACGUCAAAUUUACAUUUCGCCAAAAAGACAGACGGUAAGGGGAUAACGGGGUUGACAUUAACCAGUAUGCGAGCGCCCCCCGUCGAGAUAUUUGCUCUCAACGGCAAUUUAGUUGGCCAUAGAAACGCAUCAUCAAGAACGAAAAAGAUUGAGCUUAUGGGAAAGUUUUCCCAAGGGCAAAGUGGAGUCAUAAGACUGACUGAAACGUUAAAUUUUCGUUGUAACGUAAAAUCUGGGCAGCCUGGAAACGAAAGGCGUGUGAAAUCUGCACAAAAUACUGGAGGAUCACGUUCCACAGAUGAAGUUACAAACACCUUGCCAAGCGCUCAGGGGAGUGAGGCCAGCAAGCAACCCUGUAAUACAGGGGAAACCAUGGAGGACACACACAAGAAAGCAGUAUUCGCAUCGAGUCUCCUUAAAAAUGUCAUUUCUAAGAAAAUGCAGUUUGAGCAGGAGCGCAAAAUGGAGAGGGGCGAGAUAUGCGAAACCCACCACGCACCCUCUCCGUGUUUUGGGGCGCACGAACAUGAAGUGCAGAAGGAGAAAAUGUCAAGGAAAAAUUCCAAAAGGCUGCAGAGGCAAAGCUCGAAAUUCUCAGAGGCUGAUUCUGACUACUCCAUCGUUUGCGUGGAUGAACUUGGCGACAUAAUUGACAGUUAUUCAAGUGAUGCCAAAUACGACAGUCGCAAAGAAGAGAUUUUGACCAGUGCAUCAGAAACGAAUAUGGAGUCGACGAAUGAAGCUGCGAAUGAUACUAAAAAAGGAGCAUUCGAAGCAUCCAAAGGCACGCUGCUACGAAGCCAAAAUAGCGCGUUCAGAUCGUGGAAGGACGGCGAGCUAGAGUUUCAAAAGGAACAUAAAAACGAUAAAACGCUUGAGGGGAAACUGGCACCGCCGGACGAGUGUCCGAGGGAAACUAACGUGUACUUCGAUUCGGCGACUAGCAAGCACACUAAAAUGUCACAUUUGUUUGUGCCGAGUAUCCAGCUUCCGUCCGGUGAGAGGGAAUUCGGGAAAACGCCGCCGAAUAUGAUUUAUUCCGUGCGCGAUCAAGGAGAGAGCAGGGGUACGAAAUUACGCUCAAACACCUUGUACGUUUCAGAUGCUACGCGCAGCGCAGUAACAUCCAAGUCACCAGAAAUUAAAAUAAGUUUACGGAGCGUAAGGGAUAACAAAAGUGACCCGUUCAGUAUUGCAAAGCUGCUGACUCCCAAUAUAGGCUAUAACGCAGCGGGCCAGAUAAAGACAGCUGAUGACACCAGAUGCCAAGCGCUCGCCACUGCAUUAAAGGGUGAGUCGUCUGACAAAGUACCUCACUUCAUAGUCAGAGACAUUAGAGAUUACAAGGGCAAGCUACAGACACCUAUACACCAAGUUAGAGACGUGCGUAAAUUAGUUAAAAGCUCGUACCACUUUGUGUCUUUAGAUAGCCACGACAGGUCCAGCCAUUUGACCCCAGAAGGAGAACACAAGACAGUAAAGCAGAGCUCAUACUUGAAUUCAGAUUCUCUCUCGCCCAUAGUGAUUAAAUGCCAAUCCGUGAAUACAAAUAGCAACGUAAAGCAUUCGGGAAAUGUAAUAGACCCAUCUAAGCGAAGACUUUCAGAGGAUGUAUUUGAGCAUGACGCGUCAUCGCCUCAAGUUCCAAUAGAGGGCGCCAAAGAUGGGAGUAUGCCAAUCGAAAAGCUAGGUAACCGACUGUCUUUAGACAGCCCAAAGCAAGAUGUGACAGCUGGAUUGAAAAUUGAGGCAAGUGCAAAAAAACAAGACAAAACAAAUGAUAUAUGUGAGAAGAAAACUGAAACUAAGAUGGCCAACCAGGCUGCUUUGCAGAAAUUGCAAGCUGCUGUCAAAACAAUGGAGCAGUUAUACGUUUUUGACAAGAAAGAAUGGAAGAGAAAAACAGAGCCGCGAAGAAUAACGGAUAGUCACGUUCUCUCGCUUAUUGCCAGAGAGGAGCAUGGAGGAACUUUGGAGGAACCGCAAAGCAAUACUAGUUCUGCUCCCACAGCAAACACAGACAACAACGUGGGACAAGAUUCAAACAUAAAGAAAACCUCAUCUCUUGGACCUUCAUUAACCCAGUCUGAGAUGCCUGGAAAAAAAGGAGACAAGGAGACCACCAAGUCACGCACCACUCCAAUCACCCAUCAAGAGAGAAAUGGCCCUAAAGCUUUCAUGCAACUAACAGGAACACCCAAUAAAACUACAACCCUGAGUCACAGUCAAAAGCCUAUAGCCACAGCAAGUUCCAUAAAAGCAGCACAAACACAUGUCUCAUCACCAGCAUCUAUCAGUUGUAAAGGCGUGACACCAAAGUCUCCAAAACUACCUGUUUGCUUGAAGAUAUCUCAACCAAAGCAUGCUUCAGAUGAGAAGGAGCGGCCAAAUGGCAGUGAGACUGAGUUUGCCCCACUGCAGUUCACUUCUACAGCAGAUGCAGAAAACUACCUAACCAUACCCGUGAAGCCUCAUGCCACAACCGCCAUAAAACCGUCCACAGCUGGGCUUGGGAAAACAGCCAUUUAUACAGUUCCAGCGACAAGAGUUAAAACCACCAGUCCACCAUCUUAUCUCAGUCAUAGUGAAGUUAGAAGACAUAAGGAGAUCCAUCAAUCCCCAAAGUGCUCAUCUAUUGUCAUGGAGACACGGUCCCCAGAUACCCCUACUGCCACUAUUUAUCAUACAUCGCUGCCUGUUACGAUGCAAGCCGCUCAGCCACAGGUGAUAUGUUUCUCCCCAACAGUUCAACCUUCUCCAGUCCCAACAGAGCACUUUCAACCCACUCAAAGAAAGAUGCUUUUGGAUCCCACUACUGGAAACUACUACUUGGUGGACACUCCAGUCCUGCCUGCCACCAGGCGUCUCUUUGACCCAGAAACUGGGCAGUAUGUGGACAUCCCUAUGCCUCAGCAGUCUCCAAUGACCCCUGUUCCCUUGCCAAUAUCCCCCCUUGCCCUCAGUCCAGGAGCUUAUGGCCAUACCUACAUGUUUUACCCAGGAUACAUGCCAACCACAAUGGUCCCUGCCCGUACCAUUCAGUCCCAGCUCUCUAUGCAGUCGGAAGCAGAUGAAAGUGAUAAAUCCCAUUUACACAUGGGCCAGCAGGAUGAUGGGGCCUACAUGGAGAGCCCUUACUAUAUGCCUUCUGGGAAGUCAUCGCAAACAGCCUCUGUGGCCCAACACAUUACCACCAACAGGUUAGCCAGCAGCAAGCAGCCUAUCAUCAGCAUCACUUCCCAGAAGGGGCCAAGGAUUAUCGCUCCCCCAUCAUUUGAUGGCACCACCAUGAGCUUUGUGGUGGAACAUCGGUAAAGCCCCACUCACCCUAGAGCUAACAGAACUAUGUCACCUUUUCACUCACUUGGAGUUUGUUUUAUUUUGUCCUGAACCUAUUCAUCAUGAUCUCCUUCAUCACAAACAUAAUCUAAAUUGUCUUUAUCAUAGUGCAUUACCCAGUUAUUAUUUGUGGCUGUCAAUUUUAUGCUUCUUUAGUGUUUUAAAACUGCGUUGUCUGUCUCUCAAAUCUUUUUGAAUGUGGUUGCCUGGUUGGAAAUUGUAAUUGAACCCAUGUUCAUAGUUCAUAGGUAAUAUCAACUACUAUGAAUCAGUAAAAUAAUUUAAAGAAUACCAAUUUUUGAACUACAUCUCAACUUUAUUUAUAUAGCGCUUUUGACAAUUUUCAUUGUUACAAAGCAGCUGUACAUGAGACAUAUUGACUAUAAGCAAAACAAUUAAAGUUGUACCUGUAAAAACAAGAAAAAGGUGAAAACACAGAAGACAGACAUACCCACAUACAAAACACUCCACACACACAAUAUGCACACGUACUAACACACAUAGACAUAGACACACACGGAUGCGCAGACACGGACGCACACGCACGCACACACACGCACGCACGCACGCACGCACGCACGCACGCACGCACGCACGCACACACACACGCACACACACACACACACACACGCACAGGCUUUGGUUGACUAUCCCUGUGGGGACAGUCCAUAGGCGUAAUGUUUUUAUACUGUACAAACUGUAUAUUCUAUCCCCUAUCCCUAACCCUAUCCCUAAACCUAAAGAUCAUAGAACACUUUUUGCAUUUUUAGAUUUGUAAGAAAUAUUGUUCUGUACAAUUUAUUAGCUUUUUUGCCCAUGAGGACCUCAAUUUUGGUCCCCACAGUGACACGAGUCCCCAUGUGUUGGUGUGUAUUCAGGUUUAGGUCCCCACCGGGAUAUACAAACAUGAACGCACACACACACACACACACACACACACACACACACCUACACACGCACACACACACACACACAUAUACAUACAUGACAAUUAAACACACAGACACAUGUACAUGACAAUUAAACACACAGUACUCAUAUUAUAUUUCAAAUCUGCACACAAAUUACAUAUCCUCUUUUAUUAAAUUAUGUGCUACUUUGUGCUAUCAACUUUGCCAGAAACAGUACAUGAAUUUUCUCCUUUUAUCUCUUAUUCUUUGACUUCUUUGGUUCUUCUGCUGACCUUGAUUCUCAGCACUCUUCUUUGAGAGGUGUUCUGCAAACUAAAUGUAUUACAUUACAGUGUUAUAUUGUAUAUUUUUGUCAUUUUUACUUCUGCUGUUUUGUUCAGUUGGUAUUGAAUAGACCAUCACAUAAACACACAAUACUGUGUGGAUGGUGUGGUGAAUGGGAUGUUUUAGAGGAUGGUCCUCUAUUUUGUUACAGUACCAGAUGAGUAUGUGUGAGAGAAUGUGUUCACCAGAUCACUGUGAUUUGGUUUGAUUGGCAGGUUCUUCUUUUAAGGUACCAGUGAUAAAUAAUAUGCGGAUAAAUAAUAAGGUCAGGGAAAUUUAUUUCCAGUGAAGGUAUGAGAGAUAUAAGCAGAAAUUUCUUGUAUUUUGGGGCAAAGCUUGGUAUACCUAGAAUAUAAAACACAGUUCACCUGUAGCAUCAAGGGAGCAUCCCAUAAUCAAAUUUCCGAUCACUCUGCCCACAUCUGAUUUGGGUAAUAAGGUAUUUUGAUUUUAAGUGUAAAUACUAAGAAGUAUUGUAAACUAUUUGAGCUAUAUAUUAUAUGUAACUUUCUGUUGUAUUUUAUUUGCUUAUUUAAAAAAAAUGCAAAUUUUCUUUGAUUUUUAAAGUGAAAUUUUAUUAAAUCUAUUAAAUAUUGUGUCUUUUUCCAAUGCUACCCCAUGAUGCUGUACAUUAAUUUAUCAUAUAAUUGUUUGCUGAUAUUUCAAAAUAAAUAGUUGGACAAGGCAUUUCAGUUCCCCGUGAAACAUCUGUAAUACAUAACAUGAAAAACUUUUUUAUUUACAAAAGAACCAUAUACAGCAAGUAGGCCUAUCUCAAGAACCCUAUUCAGUGAUGAAUGGUUCUUGAUUAGAAAAUAGUUCUUUGCUUAACCCAAGACACUUAAAGAACCUUCAAGUGUGUAUGGAUGAACUUUUUAAUUUUUUAUGAAUGGAAAUAAAUCAUUGAUCGAUCCUAGCCCAGUUUCAGAUAUUAUUGCUGUAAUAAUAUAAUGUAUAUAAUGUAAUAAUAUAUAUAAUCUAUAUUAUUGCAAUUAUUUUGAAACUUUUCAAAUUACAUUUGGAUUCUUUUUUUAUUUGUCUUUUUAGGGAUUUUGUGAACUCAAAUACAGUAUAUCAGUGUUGGAGCUGCUGGUCAGUCCGUUAAAUUGUGUUUAAGAAAGUUUGGUGUGCUGCUUUUCAGCUUGAGCAGAAUAUCUAGUCAGAGCAUUUCACUUUAGUGAAAUACAAAAGUUUUUGUAAAAACAUUUGAAAUCAGUGCACAUAUCUUAAAAUGUGUUUGUGUAGUACAUGGUGUAUGUUGAUCAUGUGUAGUAGUCUUUGUGUUCAGCACAAACUGAACUUCUAGACUUCUAGUGAUGUAACCAUGGAGUCACUUGAUUUCCUAUAGGAAAGCAUGGAAUUAGUCACAUUUUAUUAAUAUUAAAUGUAAAUAAGAUAUCAAUGAGAGCAAUUAAAUGUUUAAAGGGUUAGAGGCAUGUGUGAAGAUGGGCAGGUGUGGGUAGGUUUACAUACUAUUGUGUCUGGAAAGAAUAAAAAUUGAAAAUCAUAACAAAAGGAUUGUCAAGGGAAGGACAGCAAUGUUGAAGUUACAGGACAGAUGUUGUUAAAAAUAAAAUGAUAUGCCUAAAGAUGAUUGUUUUUUUCCUUUCUUUUUAUAAAAACACCCAAAUAAAGUCAAAUAAACAUGUUCUUAUCCAAAGAUUACACAGAGGGUCACGGGAAGAACACAAAAAACAGACUAGUCCAGUUAAUGACUAGCAAUGACAAUGGUGUUAAUAUCGUAUUAUUCGUUAUUUUGGUAUUGCAAUUAAAAUAAAAUGUUAUUCAUACAAUGACAAGGAAAAUAAAACCUAUACAUGUGUAUUUCCCCCCAUAUUUAAAAAAAAUAUUUUGGUGGGUUGCAAGUUUGUACUUGUAUUUAAAACUCUUGUUUCCAAUUUCUUGUUUACUAGAGACAUUUAAAGACUGCCGUCAACAAACCUCUCCUAAGAUUUUUUGCCAAUACUGUAUGUCUAACAGCUGGUCAUAAGCAUUUUUACUGUCCAAUGUGGAUCUUAAAGGCACC